AUGUCUAAAGAAUUGUUCUCCACAAUUAAAAGGCUUGACAAUUGUUUUUCCCGUGAAGUAUUACUUAAAGAAGGAAAAUGUUGUUAUGUACCAUACAAAGAUUAUUGUCCUACCAAACAAAAUGGGAAAAAGGGAGAAUGUAGCACAAAUUAUGAAAAAAUUAGUGCUGGGUUUAUAUGGUUGUUAGAUAUGUUCAAGGAUAAUUAUGGUGAUAAUAGUUCUGGAAAUGAAAAUGCCAAAUAUCCUGAAUAUGCUAUUUUAUGGUUAAGUAAUAUACUAAAUCAAACGCCAGAUGAAGGAAUCACCACAUUAAAAGAUUUUUAUACUAAACAUAUAGAAGAUAAUACGUAUUAUACUAAUUGUGAUAAUAAUGGUAAAGAUUGUAGUAGUUCAUUAAAAGAUGAAAUAGGAUAUAAAAAAUUUAAGAAGUUCAUAAAAGCAAACGAGCAUUUCACGAAUAUGAAUAUGCACACUAUGGCUAUGUUGUAUGAUGCAUUUAAAAUUUUAUGUAAAAUGUAUACUGAAUUUGACGAAAAAACGUCAGAUUGCGAGAAAUAUUUGAAAUAUUCUAGUGAGUUUUUUAACAAAUAUGAAAUUCUUAAUAAUAUUGAUGAUAUCACUGAAGGUAGUCCAUAUCGUCAAGUAUUGUCUACUUUAUUAAAUGAUUAUGAUAAUUUUAAAAAUAAAUAUAAUGAAGCUCAAUGUUGCAAAUCUUCACCUCUCCAAACGAUAGAAAAAAUGCAAGCUUCUGCACGAAGUUCUGAAUUUACAUUAUCAAAUUUGUCGAUAGAAAAAAAAUUAUCUAUAGUUUUAUCUAUAUUUGGGGCAAUAGUACUUUUUUUGGGAAUUUCUUAUAAGUAUUCGUUAUUUGGAAUUCGCGAAAGAGCUCAAAAACAUUUAAGAAGAAAGCUAAAAAAAUUAAGAAGAAAAUGGAUAAUUAAUAUAUGA
This is a messenger RNA of Plasmodium yoelii, 948 nucleotides long. RefSeq lists its product as uncharacterized. The record is from RefSeq and is a predicted model, not a curated record. Lineage: Eukaryota; Apicomplexa; Aconoidasida; Haemosporida; Plasmodiidae. The transcript has 3 exons. The coding region runs from base 1 to 948 and encodes 315 amino acids.